Cutaneotrichosporon oleaginosum is the source of this 3619-nucleotide messenger RNA. RefSeq lists its product as uncharacterized. Lineage: Eukaryota; Fungi; Basidiomycota; Tremellomycetes; Trichosporonales; Trichosporonaceae. Gene Ontology annotation, molecular function: protein binding; structural constituent of nuclear pore. Gene Ontology annotation, biological process: transcription-dependent tethering of RNA polymerase II gene DNA at nuclear periphery; poly(A)+ mRNA export from nucleus; protein import into nucleus. Gene Ontology annotation, cellular component: nuclear pore outer ring. The record is from RefSeq and is a predicted model, not a curated record.
GCCCCAACCUCCAAGUCAUCCUUCCCUUUCAUCCCCACCACCCCUCACAGCCCUCUCUCCUUCCGCCCCCCUCCUCCCCCGUCCCGCAAGAGGUGAUGUUCAACAACCCGCGCCCGCGCCGGGCGCGCGACAGCACGGCGCCUCGUCAGUCGUCCUUCCCCUCCGAGACGCCUGCUCGCAGCGUCCGCCCGCGCACAACGAUACCCUCACCAACGCGCGAGGUCCAGUAUGAGGCGGCCGAUUACCGCGUCAUUUGGUCCCGCGACGCGCGGCAUAGUGUGACGGCGGCGGGCGCUCUGCCCGCCGAGGUCGCGCGCCAGGUCGAGAACGCCGACUUUAUCCUGCACACCGUCGCGGCGCAGCUGGACCCCGUGAGCGGGUUCGCGCUCGUCUCGGGCCCCGAAGCAUGUCUCGCGUGGAAGCACACGAAGCAGGCGAGCAACCCCACCGUGUCCGUCUUCCCUGCGCCGCAGCCGACGCGGUCACACAUGGCCACCGUGCCGCCCGCCCUCGCCGCCUUCUAUGGAUCGACGGAGCCCGGGCUCAUCCUCGUCAGCGCGACGGGCGAGGUGCGGUUUUGGGAGAGCAUGGGACUCGCGCUGCACAACGUCCAGCGCUUCCAGAGUCUUCAGCUCGACCUGGGGCUCGACUUCGCCGAGGGCCUGUGGAAGCUCGACGACUCCAACUUCGUCGUCACGACUACUGCCUCCACCGCCUUCCGGCUCAGUAUUGUGCACGAGGGCGGGCGCCUUGUUCCCAAGGCGACGCCGUUCACCCGCUCCAGCGGCAUGAGCAUAUUCGCGCGUCAGAGCGCCGCCAUCUUCAAUGACACCGCGGAGCGUAACGGCAUCGUCGCGGCCGCUCCUGCGCAGGGAGGAUGCUUCCUUCUCGGCCGCAGCACCCUGCAGAAGUGGACGUUGGGGCUCGAUGGGAGCGUGCGCCUCGGAUGGGAGAUCGACCUGCGUGAGAGCAUUGGCUCGCUCCUCCUCAACGCGGACGGCGCGUGGACCUCAGGCAACAUGCUGCUCAUGUUCAACGACCUUGUCGCCGUCUCAGCGCAGAAGCAUGCCGCGCUCGUCAGCUAUCACCGCCAGGAUGGAGCCAGCGGUGAUCGCAAGCAGGCACAGCACGCCAUCAUCGUCUUCGAGAACCCCGACGCGCGCACAUUCACCGUGGACAACAGCGUCUACCUCUCGUAUCUCGCACACGCCGACCCGCGUAUGCUCGAUGUCCCGCGCCUCUUCAUUCCGCGCGGCUCGCAGACCGCCUUUGUCCGCUUCGCUGAUGCCAUCCUUAUGACAUCCCUGUCGAGCAUCCCAUACGAGGAUGUCAUCACUCUUCGCGAUUCUGGGCGCAACGUCUUCAUAGGCGUCGCUCCGACUGCGACUGGGCAUGCUGCCUCCAGCAUUGUCGCCAUGGCAUCGCUCGGCGGCCUUAUGACAAUCGAGGUGCACGAGGGCGUGGCGCAAGCGCGCAAGAUGACACCCGCGGCGAGUGCUACUGCACGUCUCAAGAACAAACUCGAGCAGGCCGUCAUGUUUGGCGCCAAUCGCGAGAACCCCCUUACCUUCGACCUUCCCCCUGGCUUCCAGGGCGACCUCCCUGCCGCAGCGGAGGAAGUGUCCGCUGAGGUCGUGUCGAAUAGCGCCGCGUUCAUGACUCCCGUUAGCGAGACGCGCCAAUCGCUCAUGGACCGCCUCGCCAAGUUGCGUGAGCUCAUGCUCUUUAUCCGCCACAACGGUGUGCUCAGCUUGUUCCCGUCCUCAUCUCGCCGUCGUCUGUCGGCGCAUGCUGAGAAGGUCCAGACGGCCCUCGAGCUGUGGGAUUACCAGAACCGCGUUAUGGACAAGCUUAAUACCCGCUCGCCACAGAGUCUCCUCGCCAACAGCAUUCAGACCCUCAUGGGCCAGCUUGGUGAUACCGAGGAGGACUUUGUCCGCGCCUUCUUCCGGCGGCACAUCCUGGAUCUCGACCGCCUCCUUGACACCGUCUUCUUCACUUUCAAGGCAGCCAUUGACGGACAACCAGCGGGCUCUGACGUAUCCGCCUGGGUCUUGGAGGCGAACCGUAUCUUCACCAUCGCCCUCCGCGCUUCAGACGCGUGGCGCAUGAACGAGAUGGAGUUGUACGCGAUCGACGCAAGCCGUGCCACGGUCGAUCUGUGGACGGCGUCCGACUCGCUUCUCAACGACAUGGACUCGUUGUAUGGGUUUACUCGCAAGGCCAUCCAGGAUCGUACGCGGCGGAUUGGGACCAUCGUCGAUGAGGAGUCCGGCAGCUCCACGGGUAGCAUCGCGCUUCAACAGAAGGAGCAGGCAGAGCUCAAGACGCAGAUGACGACGCUUGCGGAGGGAUUGUGCGAAAACGUCGUGGACAGGUUGCUCGUCGCUGAGAACCGCGCAUCGGGCAAGAGCGAGGAUACGGCGGAGACACGCGAUGUGCUCAUUCUUCAGCAAAGAUGGGAGGAGCUCAAGCCCCGCGUCAUCCGGCCUCUUGAACAGAUUGGAGACCUUAGUGCGGCCUACGGGCUUGCAGAGCAGUUCCAUGACUACAAGACGCUCGUAUAUCUGUGCGAGAAGAGUGGCGACAGCGGUCGCUCCCAAGUGUAUAUCGAGCGCUUUGGCAACGACUUCGCCUUCGAAUUGUACCAGUGGUACAUUGACCAACGGCAAUACUACGACCUGCUGGCGCAGGACGAGGUUUACGGCGCGCGCCUGACGGCCUUCUUCGCGGAGCGCCCACACCCCGAGCUCAGCUGGAUGCACGAUAUCGCGAGCAAGCGGUAUGGUGCGGCUGCGGCCUCAUUGGCCGUCGUAGACGGGCAGACGGCCGCACUGGCGGAGAAGCAGCUCGUGUCGUCAAUCGCCAAGCUCGCCGCAGUCGCCGAGUUCAAGGUGUCCGGCAGCGGCUCGCACGCCGUGAGCCGCAUCGACGACCAGCUGGACAACAUUGCUUUGCAGCGAGCGUUGGCGGACGAUCUUGCAGACGACGUGGUUCCCGCUGCCCUCGACGACAGGCCAGCGCUCACCCGCAUCCUCGAGAACGGAGUGGACGCGCUGCGUGCUGGCGACGCCCUCUCUACCGAAGACCUGGUCGACGUGCUCACCCUCAAAGCCAGUGACCGCGGCGGGGACGGUGCACUCGCGAUCGAAAGUCUGCAGCGUGACGACACGCUGCCCGCCGGCCGGGCGGCUGCGGCACUCAAGAGCACAUGGCGCCGCAUCUACAUCCGUGACGACUGGGCCAAGCUGGCCAACACCGCGGGGCGCAGCGAGGAGGACCUGCGCGCUGGCCUGCGGCGCACAUGGGCCUACGCUACGCUCUCUGCGCUGCAGAGCAAAUCCGUGGCGGAGAAGUACGUCCUCUCGCCCGCGCAGGCGGUCGGUACGCCGAGCGAGGCUGAGAUCACCGCCCGCUUCCCCGCGUACUCGGGCGACGAGGUCGCCGCGCUCAUGCAGGACCACGAGGCGGAGGUGCGUGUCCUGCUCAAGCUCGUUGAGGCAGGGCUCGAGGAGCAGGUGCAGGGCGUGCGGCAGCUCGCCGUCGCCGACGCGGAGGCGCAGGAGGAUGGCGACGUAACGAUGGGGUGAAUAGACGAGAUGUAACUGUGCACAUUGGG